Amphiprion ocellaris (clown anemonefish) is the source of this 3121-nucleotide messenger RNA. Its product is annotated as UDP-glucuronosyltransferase 2A2-like. The transcript is spliced from 2 exons. The record is from RefSeq and is a predicted model, not a curated record. Bases 158 to 1738 code for a protein of 526 amino acids. Lineage: Eukaryota; Metazoa; Chordata; Actinopteri; Pomacentridae. Gene Ontology annotation, molecular function: UDP-glycosyltransferase activity.
UCAUUACCCAGAGCUCCACUGACACGAUAGUACGUCUUCAGCUCCUCCUCUCCGGAUUACUGAAAUACAGACUUGUCGGAUUUGGCGCACUGGUUCUGUGCCGAGCAGUUUUCUAACACCGGGAUUCUGUCCGUUUACAGAAACAAUACAGAGCACAAUGAGGCUGAUCUAUUGCUGCAGUGCUUUGCUGCUGCUCAUCCUUCUGUCCAGAACCUGCCAAGGUGGCAACAUCUUGGUCAUUCCUACUGAAGGCAGCCACUGGAUAAACAUGGAUAUCCUACUUCAAGCUCUGCACUCCAGAGGACACAAUCUAACUAUUGUGCGUUCCAGCAAAAGCUGGUACAUCAAGGAUAAUUCCACAUAUUACAGUACCUACACAGUUCCCGUAGAGAGGGGCUUAGAUAAGGAGUUCAUCACAAGAAUAGUUUCUGAGGUCAUGGAAUUUGAACGGGGAGCUCUUCCCUUGACAAGUUUUCUCCAUUUGACUGUAGGGAUGUUUCGUACAUUUGUUGACGCUCAUGCAGCUGUGGGUGAGUAUGCAUCAGCAAUGCUAGGUGACAGAGCUUUGAUGAGAAAGUUGAACGACACCAAGUUUGACGUGGUCCUCACUGACCCGUGCUGGGGAAGUGGACCCAUUUUGGCCAAAUAUUUGAACCUUCCUUUGGUUUAUAAUGUUCGUUGGUUAAUAGCUGAAGAAGUUCAUCUUGCUAUUGCCCCUUCACCCAUAUCUUAUAUUCCUAUAACUGGUUCUGGUUUAACUGAUAAGAUGACCUUUUUUCAGAGAGUUAAAAAUGUGAUUUCAUAUUUAAAAAACAAGGCACGGAAGUAUUUGAUCAGAGAUGUAUAUCAGAAAAUUUGUGACAAGUAUCUGGGGCCUGAUAAGAAUUUUUUUCAGUUAAUGAUUGAUGCAGACAUUUGGCUGAUGAGAGUGGACUUUGUGUUUGAGUUCCCUCGUCCCACAAUGCCUAAUGUUGUGUACAUAGGAGGGUUCCAGUGUAAACCUCCAAAACCUCUGUCUCAACACUUGGAGGAGUUUGUGCAGAGUUCUGGAGAGCAUGGAGUCAUCAUCAUGUCUCUGGGGACUUUUGUGAAUGAACUACCUGCUGACAUGGCAAAUGAGAUCGCUGCAGCUUUUGCUAAACUUCCUCAAAAAGUUAUAUGGAGUUAUAAAGGCCGCAAACCAGACACUCUGGCCAACAACACUUUAAUUGUGAACUGGAUGCCUCAGAACGACCUUCUAGGACAUCCUAAAGUAAAAGUGUUUGUGGCUCAUGGAGGAACAAACGGAGUCCAAGAAGCUCUUUAUCAUGGAGUCCCAGUUGUGGGUCUUCCCUUGGGAUUUGACCAAUAUGACAACCUGAUCCGACUUAAAGAGAAAGGAGCAGCUAAGAUUCUUUCGUAUGCUACAGUGGACAAAGACAACAACUUCCUAAAAGCUAUCCAGGAGGUCCUGACUGAAUCUUCCUACAGGAUGAACAUGCAGAGACUCUCCAGGCUGCACAGAGAUCAGCCAAUAACACCAAUGGAUAACGCCCUCUUCUGGAUCGAGUUUGUCAUGAGACACAAAGGUGCAGCUCACCUGAAACCAGCAUCACUCAGAAUGUCCUGGUAUUCCUACCACUCUGUAGACGUAGCUCUGUUCCUGGGUGGAGCUGUGCUGCUCAUGCUUCUAUCUACUUUCUUCUUGAUUAGGUGUUUGUGUAAUGCAAUGUGUAAACCUAAAGUGAAAUGUGAGUAAUGAUUUAAGGGAUGUACAGACGGGUGACAAAUUAAACCAACUGGACCUCUCUUUUAGGUUUGGCAACCAUAACAGAACCACCACAUCUUCUCUCUAUAGGGCUCAAGCAUUCAGGCCUGGACCAUUUUCUUAGUGCACACCACUAGGGCAAGACCUGAAUAUUCGAAUAUUCAGUCAUUGUGGUGGCAUCUGAAUAUUAAUUUUGAGAUCUGAAUACAGUACUCUUAAGCUCCUGCCAUCCAUUCCCCAGCAAUGAACCCUCUUUUAGGGUCACUUCAAUCUUUCCUUCUUUCAAUUGUGGUAGAAAACCAGAAGCAACAGAAGCAACUGGGUCAGCAUUUUUACACAUGCAACAAAUUCUGACUGGAUGUUAACUACUUCAUUAUGAAUCGUAACACGUGUGUUAGUUGUGUUUCUCCAUUUUCAAAUUUAGGUUUUCCUUUUAUGUGUCGCCUGUCUGUACAAUUUGUAGACAAAUUCGAUUUUAAAAAUUCAGUGCCAUCAAAAAAUUGGAUUUAUCAUGAGAUUAUUAUGGGAUUUGUGAGUGAAUUUGCUCAAUAUUCAUAUUGUAGUAAAUUAUUUGGAUGAACUAAAUGGAUGUUGUGACCAUCUUCAUAAUAACACGGUAGAAAUGAAGCAGAAGGAAUGAAUGUACAUUAGGUUUGAAAUUAUUUGUCCCAUUGUGGAUAUUUAUACUCAAUGUGGUUGGUAACGGACUUUGUGUGUUGGGAUGGCUUGUGGAGACUGUAUUAUUUAUAGGUGGCUGAAGACCCACUUGGCAGUUAUGAAAAAUGAUUGGCCUGGAGCUCCAGACCUGCUCUCACCCCUGGUUCCCCACACCUUUUGAACUGUCGGAUUGGCCCACAACCACAACUCCUCUUCCCAAAAAAUCCCAACUAUCACCACACGUGAUAGAAUCUGCAACCAAAUUUUCAGUCAAGAAAGUUGGGAUUUAACAUGACCAGUUUACCUUGGUACCUCUUGAGUUGUUGUGUGCUCUGUGUGGUCCAUAGCUUCCGUAGCCACUGAGGGGUGGUUAAACAAAAAUUAGAGCUUCUGUUAGCAGCUGCUAUUUUGGUGAGGAGCUACCAGUAUUGGUGAAGACUGUAGCUCCUGUUAGCAUCCUGCUAAUUUUGGUGAGUAUGUGUUUUGUAGAGACUGAAGGGUGGUGAUUUGUGUCUUUUGUUUCAUUGGAAAUGUUUGUGUUUUGAGGCACCGUUUUUAUUUAGUUAUUUGUAUGCACAGGACACAUUUGUGUUGUAUUAGUUUCAGUUGGUUUUAUUUCAUUCUUUGAUUUAGCAAGAACCCAUCUCUUGUUUUCCUUUGUUUGACCACUUUUGUGUUACUUCUGUCACUGAGCAAUAAACUACUUUAGCAAACCAA